AUGACAACGCUAACCAUAGUCAACCUAAACAAGCGGGCCUUGACCGGCCCCCACAGAUGGUUAUUCUGGCUCCUCAUAUUCAUCCCCGUCUUUGCCAUUUUAUUCGCAUUGCUCGCAUGGAGAAGGAAAAGAAGAAGCAAGGCCAAGGUUAUACCGGUGUACCCGCAUCAGAAUGUCGGUGCUCCAAUGUACCCCAUGCAUGGGCCACCUCCCGGUGGAGCUCAUUACUAUGCCAGUGGGCCUAGUUAUGGACCAGUGCCUCCUGGAGCACCUGGAGCACCUGGUGCGCCUGGUAAUUAUAACUAUGUGCCUCCUCCUUAUAGCAAUGGAUACGAGCCUCAGCCUCAGGGCGAUGGCAAGACUAGCUAUGCUGCUCCUGAUGGGCCUCCCCCUGUUCAUACUUCUAGGUAG
Lodderomyces beijingensis is the source of this 411-nucleotide messenger RNA. The record is from the annotation of a GenBank genome assembly. Lineage: Eukaryota; Fungi; Ascomycota; Pichiomycetes; Serinales; Debaryomycetaceae.